ACUUUUGGGAAGAGAUUGAAACCAAAAAGGAUCGAAGAGGCCAUGCCAUUACUAGAUGAUGUAUUUGUACUAGAACAAUCUGGAAAGGAAGUAACUAUAAAACUAAAAGAUCAGGCGGAGAAGAGGUCAGAUUCUCCUCAGAGUGUGUCAGGCAAUUUACUAGGUGAGUCUUGAGUUGUUGAAAAUGAGCCAUCUAUGGAAGACAGUGCCUCAUAGAAGAAUAUUCACAGUAUACUUUAUUUUGAUAAGGGAGAUCUGCCCUAUCCCUGACCUGUUUCUGCUGCUGCAUUUAAAGUAUCAAAUCGUACUCCAUUGUCGACACUAACACAGUUAAAUUCAGUAAUCGUUAUUUCAAAAUCGAAUUGAAAAGUAGCGCAUAAACGCUAGUAUCUUGGAGAGCAGGAAAACAAUACAAUGAAUCAUGAAAAUAUAUGAUCACUGAUGUUUAUGUACAUUCUCGUAAAACAAAAAAACCGCAUAUACACCGUACAAAAUGAUGCAGGUUACACUGAUUAAUUUGACUAUAACUGGACCCAACUGAUAAAUUGCCAGCUUUUAAUUAAGUAUCUUUUUUAAACAAAAUGGAUUCGUGCACGUGAUGGAACAGCAAAAGCGGCAACUUUUUUUUGUUUACAGGCUUUUUUACAGUUGUUUGCUGCCUUGGCUUUUGAAUGGAGGCGAGGCUGGAGGUGACCUUGUAUUGUAACAAACCUUCUUGUUUUUCAUGUACAUGACAUUUUCAUGGUAAGGAGACCGUAAACAUGAUUAUUUUCAGGUGAAAAAUGAAAGGUUUGUAACAAAGCAUGUCGCGCCUCCAGCCUCGCAUCUAUUCAAAGGCCGGGGUACCGGGCACACAACUGUAAAAUGGCCUAUUUUCAACUGGAGAUAAGACCGUUGUUGUCCAAGCAAGUGCUUUCCCCAGCAUUUUGGUUAUGAUGAAGACAUAUUUUAAAAACAUUCGUUAAUCAGUGUUCUUAUUAACUACCAAGUAGGAAAGUAAUUUUAACUAUUUUUCCAUUUAGAUGUAUCAGACUGUGGUUAAGUCUUUCACAUUGGACCCCUUCAAAAUUGUUCUGAAAGCGUGAAAUGGCUGCAGUUAAUUUUAGUUCUUUGUUCCAUUUAUUUCUGAAAUCACUGGUGAUCCUUGCAAUCCGAUUGGCGCUCUUCAGUGAGGGCUGAUCAGUGUGAUUUAUUCGCGUAUCGCCCCAUAUUUUGUUCUUCAUGUCAAGUGUUAAAUGGUAUCAUGUUGCUUUGAAUUGCAUCCUUUCCCUUUUGCCUACAAAAUAUGAUGUAAAAGGGGCUUCGGUUCUGCAAGCAAACUACGCGAAUGCCAGCAGCGCGUAAGACUUCGUACAUGCUCAAAACCUUACCGGACAGAAACCGCUACUAGCAGGGUAGUUCUGCUUAAUUACUAAACGGCUACUGGGUUAAUGAAAUAUCAUGUUUUUGGGCGAUUAAGGUGGCUCCGUCAUUGAUACAGGCGCAUUUUGCUGUGACGAAGAAAACUGCCAAGGGAUAUUUUAAAAAUGUCAAGGAACAAGUCUUUCGACGUCACAGCAAGGUUGGGAGCAAUUUAUAGUGCUUCUAAAACUAAAAAGUACCAUUCAAAGAAUAGCACGAUAGGCAAUCGGCUUUUGUUUAGAGAAUUAGCAAACAUUGAAUUUACUUGUCCCGAAAAUUCGAACUGGUGGCUCCUUGCACCUGAUAGUAAUUUAUUUUUGAAAUUCCAAAACAAUUUCAUAGCUUAAUUUUUAGCGACUUUUAGUUACAGACUUCUGCUCCAACGACUUUUGUGAAAUUUCUCUGGCAUAUUUAUUAUAUCAAUAAAAGCCGAUACCAGAAAUUUCAGUAAGAAAUAUCAGCAACAUUUUUUGCUAGACGCGAUUUUCUUUGAACAGUAGGGUCCUUUUAAGCGCUGAUUUCUCAAGAAAUAUUUACCAUCAAUGAAAUCGGAAUAUUUCACAUUAUUACCGAAUGUCUUUUGUUGUUCUUUGCAGAGUUUCGCAGCCAUUGAGUUAAAAACGAAAAAGUUAUGACGGAAAAUUGGUCACACCUAAAUGCUCCAGUAUUAAUGACAGAGGUACCUUAAAUAGUGCGAUUUCAAAAUGGACGUAAUAAAGUGGUAAUUCAACAUCAUGUCUUGCAAUUUGGUCUGAAAUUAUAUUUGUGAUUUUAAAUCCAAGUCGCUCUAAGUGCUCGUUUUGGUUUUGAAACGACGUGUGUGAUUUCGAACUACCUUUGUACUCCACUCUGAUCAAUCAUCAUAAGUUUGGGUGUCUGUUAAUUUUAACUUCUCUAUUAGGUACUGGAUGCAGAAUUCAUGUAGCACCUGCACCUGUAGCUCCUGUAACAGGAGAAAGUGGAAUCACACUGCCAAGUCCAUCUGUGCAUGAAAUUAUGAAUCAGCAGUGGGGAGAAAUGCCGACAGAUGAACGGCAAUCUUUGCCUCCUGUUGGAUAUGAACGGUUG
Molecule: messenger RNA, 2469 nt
Organism: Porites lobata
Lineage: Eukaryota; Metazoa; Cnidaria; Anthozoa; Scleractinia; Poritidae
Source: the annotation of a GenBank genome assembly